GAAUACCUGGAACAGUAUUAUGAGUUGACGUCUGAGUUGCGACCUUUAUAUAUACACAAUCUAUGGUUGCGACACCGCUGAGUUGAACAGGCAGUGGCAGUCCAAACUUCAUAACUCAGAAUGGAGAGCUUCGAAACUGCAGCCAACAUGGAAUUGUCAACCAACUUUUCCCAGGUUGUGUUUCAGGAAAUCCCCAACUCAUAUGUGUCAAAUGUUGCCUUGACUUGCUGCUACACUCUGACAGCAGCAAUCCAACCGAAUCCCAGAGACUGGGUGGGGAUAUUCAAGGUGGGCUGGAGCACCACAAAGGAUUAUCACACAUUUGUGUGGGUAGAACCAUCAUUGGAACUGAUAGGACUGGAGACAGUCAGAAAACAAGUGCUUUUUACUGCAUACUACUUGCCAAAGGAUGACUCAGCAUUCUAUCAGUUCUGCUAUGUUGAUAGCAAUGGCCAAGUUAGAGGAGCCAGCACCCCCUUCUGCUUUAAAACCCCUGGGGAACAAAGCACAGACUGCAGCCUUGAAAAUGACCUCUUGGUUAUCAUAACUCAGGAAAAGGUAGAGCAACGUGAGAGGGAGAAAGAAGAGCUGGUCAUGGAGUUGGGGCAACUGAAAGAACAAAAUGAGACUCUGAGAAAUGCUCUGAAAGAGCAACAGCAAGAGAUUGAUCACUUCAAGCUGUCAAAUGAGGAACUAUACCAGGCAGAUGGGAACAUGGAGAAUAAGCGGGAGAAUGCAAGAAAGCAUGAAGAACUGACACAGAACACUAAACUAAUGGAUGACUCACACAGAGGGCAGGAGGAACAGGUGGGAAAAAGUGAGAGGGAGAAAGAAGAGCUGACCAUGGAGUUGGGGCAACUGAAAGAGCAAAAUGAGACUCUGACAUGUGCCCUAAAGGAGCAGCAGCAAGAGAUUGAUCACCUCAAGGAAUCCAAAAAGGAACUGGUACAGUUAGUGAGCAAACUGGAGCGGCAGCAACAGAAUACUAGAGAGCAUGAAGAACUGGCAAAGAAUGCCAAAUCAUUGGAUGAAUCACAGAGAGGACAGGAGUCUCUGACCCCUAUUUGUGAGAAAUAUGAAAGAGCGUUGAUCAAGAUCAAACAGCUAACGAAAGAACGAGAGGUGUUAAGAGGAAAAGUUGAGGUCCAAAGUGUGGAGAUCGCACAGCUGAGCCCAAGGCUCAAAGAAUCUGAGCGGGAGUCACACAGACUGAAGGCUCACAUUCAGCUUUUACAGGUGGAUCUCCAGAGCAGUAAGAAAGAGAAGAAGUGUUCUGCCCUAAAGGAGCAACAGCAAGAGGAAUCCAAAGAGGAACUGUUACAGGUAGUGAGCAAACUGGAGCGGCAGCAACAGAAUACUAGAGAGCAUGAAGAACUGGCACAGAAUGCUAAAUCAAUGGAUGAAUCACAGAGAGGACAGGAGUCUCUGACAACUAUUUGUGAGAAAUAUGAACGAGCGUUGAUCACGAUCAAACAGCUGAAGAAGGAGCGAGAGGAGUUGAAAGGAAAGAUUGAGGUCCAAAGUGUGGAAAUUGCACAGCUGAGCCCAAGACUCAAAGAAUCUGAGCAGGAGUCCCACAAACUGAAGGAUCAUAUUCAGCUUCUACAGGUGGAUCUCCAGAGCAGUGAGAAGGAAAAGGAUAAGCUUUCUGCAGCGCUGCACAGAGUGUGUGGUGUCACACAUGAUCUACAGGACCUGAAGACUGAGAACAAGGCAUUACGUAGAAGCCUGUCAGAGCAGGAGCAGCAGCCACUGCAGAUGAUGGACAGUGAUUGGAAGGAGCAAUACCAAGCCCUUCUUGGUCAGCUGGAGGAGGCUCAGAGACAGUUGCACAAGGAGUUGCAGGCUUCCAACAAUACCCGCAAACGUGCAGAGCAAGCAGAAAGGGAACUGGAGGAGCUCAAGGAGUGCAUGGAGAGCACGGCCAUGACGUCUGAUCAGACAAAACAGGAGAGCAGCAAACUAGAGAUGCAACUUUCAGAGUUAAACGAAAUCAUUGAGGAGAAAGAAAACAUGGCAGAGAUCGCUAAAGUAGAGAAAGAGGAGUUGUCCAGAGAGAAUCAGGAUCUCAAAAGAGAUAUUGAAAGACUUCGCAAGGUAUUUGAUGACGUCCAGGCUGCUCCAGUGCCCAUGCAGCAUCCCAACCCUUAUGGCUCUUCAACUGACCCUACCCCCAAUAAGGAGCAGCAGCAAGAGGCUGACUCUCUCCACUUUGGGAACCCAUAUGAAACCCCAGGCACGGCUACAAACCUGGAGGAAGAGUUGUCCUUGGAGUGUCGUCACUGCCAUGAGUCCUUCCCUGGCAUCACCCAGGACGAGCUGGAGCUGCACGAACACAGCCACAGAGCGUGCCCCUUCUGCACCCUCAUCUGUGACGGAAUGGAGCAGGCUUUAUAUGAAGACCACGUCUACAGCCAUGAGGUGUAGAGAUGCUACUUCCUCACAACCCGGAGAGUUGUUUGUGAGUUGACAACUCAUUCAAAAAAUGUAAAAAGCUAAUACUCUACUAAUUAUUUAGUAAGGGGGGAGGGCAAAUAAAUAUGGGCUAACAACCAAUCCAGGAUAUUAUAUAAAUAACAUAUUCAUUACGAUAAAUGUCCUCUUACCUGGUCAAAUAAGUUAAGAAUUAAAUGUCUGGUAAAUCCGUAGCUAAUUUAUUUAGCCUGAAAUGUAUCAUACUAUAUCAGAGAUUUGUUUGAUGGCACUUCAUUUUGGUCUUGGAGUAGAAUUUUGCCUCCAUUGCUGGGUGAUAGGAAUGUAUUGCUUUGCUAUUUAAUGGUUUCCUAUGUUUACUCCGUUAUAAUCUCUGCUGAACUGUUUACUUUGCGUAAUUACACUAUACUGACUUUCUGCCCUUAAACCUCCUGCAAAUAUGUAUACAUAACGUGUUGCAUAAUAGAGUCAAACAAUUAAAUGGUCAAAUGAUGCCAUCUGAAAAUGAAAUGGUUCAAAUGGGAUUCAUGUGGGAAGCAACAAAUAAAGUUGUCUUCACAGUUGUGUUGACAUGGAAGUACA
Messenger RNA from Salvelinus sp. IW2-2015, 3015 nucleotides. RefSeq names its product calcium-binding and coiled-coil domain-containing protein 2. Lineage: Eukaryota; Metazoa; Chordata; Actinopteri; Salmoniformes; Salmonidae. The record is from RefSeq and is a predicted model, not a curated record.